Messenger RNA from Phragmites australis (common reed), 1224 nucleotides. RefSeq names its product MADS-box transcription factor 22. Gene Ontology annotation, biological process: positive regulation of transcription by RNA polymerase II. NCBI's taxonomy places the organism in Eukaryota, Viridiplantae, Streptophyta, Magnoliopsida, Poales, Poaceae. Gene Ontology annotation, molecular function: DNA-binding transcription factor activity, RNA polymerase II-specific; RNA polymerase II cis-regulatory region sequence-specific DNA binding; protein dimerization activity. Gene Ontology annotation, cellular component: nucleus. The record is from RefSeq and is a predicted model, not a curated record. The coding region runs from base 265 to 951 and encodes 228 amino acids. The transcript has 8 exons.
GUUAUGGGUAAUUGCGUGGGCCGGGGCUGGGUCGGUUUAUUUAUGCCGACCUGCCAAUAGGAGCAAGCCCCCAUCGCUCGAGACCCCAACCCGCCCCCUCCCCUUUCCUCUCCCCACCUCUUCCCCUUCCGCAUCCCACAUCACCCCCCAUCGCCGGUUGGUUUGCUGCUGCGAGCCCUUCCGCCUCUCGCCCCGUGGGGUUUGGCGAGCGAGGUCUCCGUUUGUGGAGUGGGUGGGGAGAGGAGACCGGAGCGCGCGGUAGGGAUGGCGCGGGAGCGGCGGGAGAUAAAGAGGAUAGAGAACGCGGCGGCGCGGCAGGUCACGUUCUCCAAGCGCCGCCGCGGGCUCUUCAAGAAGGCCGAGGAGCUCUCCGUGCUGUGCGACGCCGACGUCGCGCUCAUCGUCUUCUCCUCCACGGGGAAGCUGUCCCAGUUCGCCAGCUCCAGUAUGAAUGAGAUCAUCGACAAGUACAACACACAUUCUAAGAACCUGGGGAAAGCAGACCAGCCUUCGCUUGACUUGAACUUAGAACAUAGCAAAUAUUCAAACUUGAACGAGCAACUUGCAGAUGCAAGUCUUCGACUUAGGCAGAUGAGAGGUGAGGAGCUUGAGGGAUUGAGUGUUGAAGAACUCCAGCAGUUGGAGAAGAACCUGGAAGCUGGUCUGCAUAGGGUGCUUCAAACAAAGGAUCAACAAUUCUUGGAACAGAUUAAUGAACUCCAACGAAAGAGUUCACAGCUGGCAGAGGAGAACAUGCAACUGAGGAAUCAAAUAUUCCAGAUACCACCAGCUGACAAGCAAGCUGUUGCUGAGACUGAAAACGUUAUUGCUGAAGAUGGGCAGUCCUCUGAAUCUGGGAUGACUGCAUUGCACUCUGGAAGCUCACAGGAUAAUGAUGAUGGUUCGGAUGUAUCCCUGAAAUUAGGGUUGCCUUGUGUUGCAUGGAAGUAACAAGAUAAAAGCGCCCGAGUUGCGGCCCCAGCGGGUAGGCUAUUUGUGUUAUGGACAAACCCAGACUGCAAUAAUCUUGCAUUAGAAGCGAGAUCAGUUAACCUGAUUUGUCAUCCUUAUGGCUUCAUGUGCGAUGUUCCGCUUGUACCGUUUGCAAGGAUGGUAACUAAGUUUUUAUAUCCAUGUACUUUUUCUUCUUGUCGCUCUUGCUACGUACCGUUCGAGCAAUCUGUAGUGUACUUUUGCUAUCAUAAGUAGAUCUAUGACUUGGUA